AUGUCUUUCAGAAAAAGAGGCGAAGUUUUAGGUGGCCCUGGUGCUAACAGAGUCCCAACUUUGGGCACGGCUCCGGGGAGGCUGCCCUACCGGAGAACUCCUGGUGCCGAUGAGUUAGGUAACAUGACCGAUCGGAUGGGUGGUCUGUCGAUGAGAGAAGCUCAUGGACAGACAGACUCCACAGCAGCGACACAAGCUCCCCAGAUUGAUGCAAGCCAUCCAGGCGUAAGACCUUCUCCAGCAACAUCGCAGCUGACAACAUCCACUGGAUGUCAGGACUUAGACAAGCUGUUGGGCCACAUGGGAUUGCCUCUGGGCCAAACGCUGCUGAUCCAAGAACAGAGCGCCACGGACUUCAGCUCUGUUCUUACCAAGUUAUUUGCUGCCCAAGGUGCUGUACAUAACAGAGCCGAUGGUUCUAGUGCAUUUUCUAAGGGUAACACCCAUCUAGUGGCCCUUACAUUGAAUCAAUCAUUCGCUAAGGAACUUCCAGGGGUUUAUCAGGGCUCCAAAAAGGACGUUAAACGGUCCAAGGUUUCCAAUACCGAGUCAAAGAUUACGGUCCAAAACACGCUUGAAUCGGCAACUUCCUCCCAGAUAGCGCCCAGGGACUUGAAAAUCGCUUGGAGAUACGGAUUAAAUGACAAGUCCAAAAAUGUAGCUCCUUCGAACAGUGACAUUGAUCUAGAAAACUAUCCUAAUUAUGCACAUCAGUUUGAUAUUACGUCACGGUUAGUCCCGGCACCCACUUCUGCGGAACUGACGCUUAUAUCACCAACUCAGCCAUUGCCCGCUGUUUUGACCCAAUUGCAAAGUGUAUUCCAGAAGUAUCCAAAGAAAAUCAUUCGGAUUGUUCUCCCCAACUUGCUGCACCCUGUCAUGUAUCCACCGAGUUAUUCGCAACUUUCUGAAGUAAUAUCUUUACUGCACGGAAUUCGAUCCAUUGUCAAGCAGAAUGCUGAGCGUGCGGUACUUAUGAGUACAAUCUCAACAGACCUUUACUCUCAAACUGGGGGUCAGGUAAUCACUACUGUCGAAAAUCUGUUUGACUCGGUAAUUGACCUGGAGCCUUUUCCACAGGAAAUGUCGCAGUUUUUGAGCCGCGUCUACAAGUCACAGCCCAACAAAAUACAACACGGGCUGGUGCAUGUGCUGAAGCUACCUCUGCUAAGCGACAGAGGUGAAAUGCACGUUAUGAGAUCCGAGUACGCCUUCAAGAACGGUAAGAAGAAGUUUGAGAUCGAACCUUGGGGCAUUCCGAUCGAUGAUACUGAGGUUCAGGACUCCAAAAGUACACCAGAGACUUUAGCAGAGGAGCACAGUCACACUCGCGUAUCAUUGGACUUUUGA
Messenger RNA from Lachancea dasiensis, 1350 nucleotides. The record is from the annotation of a GenBank genome assembly. NCBI's taxonomy places the organism in Eukaryota, Fungi, Ascomycota, Saccharomycetes, Saccharomycetales, Saccharomycetaceae.